UUUUUUUUUCAGACAAAUCCAAAGUUCCACCGAGAAAACAAAUUUUAAGUACUAAUAACAAGGCAAAACGAGUAGUAUAGUUACGACAAGAAUUGAAAUAUUUGAAUGCUUCCAUCUAUCUGUAUUUCUCUUCUUCUUCUUUUCUUUGUUUACUGAUGAAAUUCUGACAAAAAAUUACACAUCUCCAGAAACAUCACGAAUCUCAAUACAUAACAUGUUUCUUUCUUCCAUUUAAGUACUACCCCUAGUACUACAAGUAAAUUAAAUUAAUUAUUACUGCUUCAAUACAAACAAAACAAUUUCCCACAAACUUCCAUAGAUCUCACACAGAUAUUCAUUCAUUGAUAUACCUGUUUUUACCCCCCUUCGUAUGGGCGGUCAAGAUUCAAUCCCCUCAAUUUCAAAGGUAAAGACAUGACUGGUGGCGGUGGAAAAGUUAUUUCAUCACUACUAGCUAUAUGGCUUGAGGACUGUUUGGCUGUUGUUGUUAUUAUUGAUUUUGUUGUUGUUGAUGAGAUGGGGUGUAAUGAGUCUAAAGCAGUUGAUACAGAACUAGUGAUUCGUUGUAAAGAAAGGAAAGAACUGAUUAAAGCUGCUGCUAAUUACCGUUAUGCCCUUGCUGCUGCUCAUAUUUCUUAUUUUCAUUCACUUAAGGAUGUUGGUGAAGCCUUAAGGAAGUUUGUUGAUGAAGAGUUAAUUGUUGGGAACUCUUCAUCUUCUUUGUCUACACCUUCAUCACCUUCUUUAAUCUUGCCUGAUGAAAGGAAAAUUAGUAGUAGUAAUGCUAGUGGAACAACAACUCAUCAUAAGCGUAAAUCAUCUGGAUCUUCAUUAUCAAUUUCGACAUCUAGUUCGAUUUCUAAUUUUCAUGAUGAGGAUGACCCUGUCCAUGAUCAUUCUCACUUGCAUUUGUCGUCAGAUUCAUCUGAUGACGAUGACAGGCAUCUACAUUUGCCACAAAAGGGUCAUAGAAAUAAUGUACGUGACAAUAAUGACCCUCGAAGGGGUCAUAGGAAUGUGCAUGAAAAUUAUGACCCUAGAAGGGGUAAUAGUAAUGUGCAUCAAGAAUUUGAGGGUGGUCGUAUGGUUGAAAGUGGGGAACCAUCAAUUCCAACAUAUCCACAAUUUCAGCCAUAUGGGAUGGUGAAUAAUGAGGUUCCACCAUAUGGGAUGAUGAAUAAUGAGGCUCCACCAUCACAGGGAUUUUGGGAUCCAUUUUAUGGAAUGAAUCCACAAUUUCAGGCUCCAGCUUGGGGAGGACAAGGACAACAAUUUGGUGGAAAUGGAAAUCCGAAUACUUAUGCUUACUACAUGAAGAAAUCUUCACCAGUGAUGAAGACAGUGGUACAAGAACCAGAUCCAACGCAUACCGGGUAUUCCAAUUCGUAUUGGAGCUACCCGAAUGACAAUGGUGGGUACCCACCAAUGGGUGAAAGGGGAAAUUCAAGUAAUCAAGGUAAUAAGAAACCAAGUCCACCAAAGGAGCCACCGCCACCUCCGUCUCCAAAGGCGUCUGCUUGGGACUAUUUUAAUCCGUUUGAGGCUAUAGAUAGUGGCUAUUCUGGUUACUUUAAACAAAACAGUUCUGGAUCAUUUAGUAGUAGUCCUAAUUCAACUGAAGUUAGGGAGAGGGAGGGCAUUCCUGAUUUGGAAGAAGAAACUGAGACUGAGAUGUAUAAGGAGUACCAUAAAGGAAAGAAGUUGAGUGAUGAACCAAAGACAAGGGCAAAUUCAUCAAAAAGUAGUGACAGUGGUAGAAAAUCAAUGCCAUCAGUGCCUCAUGGAAUUGAUUUAAGGGGUGUAGCAGGACACAAUAGCAUUGGAAGUUCAAAACCAGAUUCGUCAUUACAUAAUUUGGAAGGCUCAUCAACUUCAAGGGGAUUAAAAUCUGAGGGUAGUACGAAGCCGAUAUCGACAAUGUAUGAUUCGGUUUCUCACCUUUCGAGUGUAGAACCGUCAAAUAGUAGUGGCGGUACAGGUUCAAUUGAUAUUACAGAGGAAAAGAGCAAUUUUGAAACUCUAGUGUCAGGAAGCCCGGAAGAUGUGCAUAUGAAGAAGAAAGGGGUGACUUUUGAGGUGGAUGAAAUGUCAAAGAAUGAGAUUGAAUCACCCAGGAGGUCAAGUAGCUUGAGCACCACAUCACAUGCUCAUGGUGGCACCAGGGAUCUACAUGAGGUUGUGGCAGAAAUUCGAGAUGAAUUUGAGAUUGCUUCUAGUUAUGGAAGGGAAGUUGCUUUGAAGCUUGAGGUUGGAGAACUGCCGUACCAGCCUAGCUUUGUUAAAGAGCUUGUAUCCAGGAUUCUAUACCUGAUUGUUCCAUCCAUGUCGGUUUCCCGUACGGUAACGGUGCAGUCUGUAAGGCUAGCUGCCAAAACAAGAAAGUUGGCAAAAUCUUAUUUUGGAGAUGUUGGCCAAGACAAUGCUGUGAAGCCUUGUCGCCUGUCAUCUACGCUUGACGAGCUAUAUGAAUGGGAGAAGAAACUAUAUAAGGAAGUUAAGGAUGAAGAAAAACUGCGGAUCAUAUAUGAAAAGCAGUGCAGAAGGUUGAGGAGUUUGGAUGAGCAAGGCGCUGAGUCUAGCAAGAUAGAUGCUACUCAGGCAUCUAUCAGAAAAUUGCUGACAAAACUUAAUGUCUGCAUAAAAGCGAUUGCUGCGAUCUCAAGCAGAAUUGACACGUUAAGAGAUGAUGAAUUGCGACCCCAAAUUGGAGAAUUAAUUCAUGGGCUGGUGAGAAUGUGGAGAUCAAUGCUCAAGUGUCAUCAGAAGCAGUUUCAAGCAGUGAGGGAGAGUAAAACAAGGGCUCUCAGAGCAAAUACUGGAUUCCAAAGAGAUGCGAGCUUGAGAGCUACUCUUGACCUGGAGAUGCAGCUUUUGUCAUGGUGUAGCCACUUCAAUGAUUGGAUUUGCAGUCAGAAAUCCUAUGUACAAUCCUUAAAUGAGUGGCUUCUGCGAAGCCUUAAGUAUGAGCCAGAAGAAACUCCCGAUGGACCUGUUCCUUUCUCCCCUGGUCGUCUCGGAGCUCCUCCAGUUUUUGUAAUUUGCAAUGAUUGGUGUCAGGCAGUGGAGGCAAUCUCUGAAACUCGGGUAGCAAUUGCAAUGAAUGAUUUUGCUUCAAAUUUGAGGCAGCUUUGGGAACGACAAGAUGAGGAGCAGAGACAGAGGAUCAAAGCAGAAUACCUCUCAAAGGACUACAAGAAACGGCUAACCAUGCUUCAGCAAAAGAGAGGGAGCUCGGAGCACGAGCAAGAUGCCACAUCCGACAGAAGUCACAUAAUUGUUUCAUCUGAAAAAGGGGUUUCACCAUUGGAUGAUCUAAAAGUGGACUUGGAUUCAUUCAAAAAGAAAUUAGUCGAGGAGAGAACAAAGCACAAGGAUGCCAUUAAAUUAGUGCAUGAUGCAGCUUCUAGUAGUUUACAAGGGGGCUUACUUCCAAUUUUCAAGGCUUUAGAGAACUUCACUUCGGAAGCUCUGAGAGCGCAUGAACAAGUUAGGUUACAGAGUGUUAGAGAUGGUUCAUAGGUAAAGUUGGCAUCAUUUUUUCAAUUGAAUCCUAAUCUUAUAUUCCUGUUUGGAAAAAGAUGGUUGAAGAGUUACACAUCAAAUUACCAAGAAAGGUGGUACCCAAACCUUGAAAGAGAUGAGAGGAAGGGGAUUGAUGAUGAGGGUGGCUAGCAGAAGAAGCGCAGAUUUUUCAGAGGAUAACUUUUAGCAUAUUUAACAGUUGAUCAUAUAGUUUCAGUUUCGCCCUUUAACGUUAGUAGGUAGGUAGUUGUAUAGUUAUUCAUUUAUUUGUUUAUUGGGUCGUACUGGUGGAUUUAUGGUUUCAGGUUGGGGUAGGAGUGCACCAAGGAAGUUUGAAACCUGUUAAAUCAUGUGUCAUAUGGUAGAAUUAAUGAAUGAAAAUUUUGGCAA
Lycium barbarum (goji berry) is the source of this 3912-nucleotide messenger RNA. RefSeq names its product nitrate regulatory gene2 protein-like. The record is from RefSeq and is a predicted model, not a curated record. The coding region runs from base 415 to 3519 and encodes 1034 amino acids. NCBI's taxonomy places the organism in Eukaryota, Viridiplantae, Streptophyta, Magnoliopsida, Solanales, Solanaceae. The transcript is spliced from 5 exons.